This is a messenger RNA of Adineta ricciae, 468 nucleotides long. Lineage: Eukaryota; Metazoa; Rotifera; Eurotatoria; Adinetida; Adinetidae. The record is from the annotation of a GenBank genome assembly.
AUGCACAAAGCAUCUCCGGAUUCGUAUAAAGAUUUGUACAUCAAAGAUUAUCCAGAGAAAAAUGAGAAACAAGUGUCGAAACUAGCUGUUCAUAAUGUUACAUCCAAUGAAGUCAAACAUCAAAUUGUUGAAGAGAUUAACGGGGAAGUCGAUCCAAUAAUAGAUGCGAAAACUGCUCAUCUGAAUAAACUAGUACGAACGGCAACGAAGAAGACGAUUCAUAUUGCCAUUGAGAAAUCUGUUCGAAUAGCUGUGAAUAAAGAACACUAUUCACUUUCACCAAAAAAGUUCUUAUCGUUGGUUAAUACUCCAUCGCGAUCCCAUUCGUAUCGAGCGAAGUCCGAUGUGAAGAAGUCGGCAACAGGAGGCACUGCAUUCUACGUGGUAGAAGAAGGUUGUCAUACAUAUUUCUUGAGCGAAGAUUGGACAACAAUUCGAACGGCCCAAGAGUUUCAAGCUAAAGAUUAA